AUGAAGCGGGUUAUAGCAGCGUUGGUCAUGGCGGCGGUUGUUUCUCCUUUGAUGUCUUAUCCUUUGAAGGAUUCUACAAGUAAACUAUUGAAAAGAGGUACGUUUAUGUGUUCUGCAUAAGUAAUCUGAGCUUUAUUUCAAUCUGUACAAAGGGUAACAUUUAAAGAGGGAGAUAAUCUUGUGUUUUUUACGGAUAGUAUAUAAGUUCUGUCAGAAUCAUCCUACCCGGACUUAUGGACCGGAUAGCUCAACACGAUUUCUUGUAAUUAGCAUUUUAUUACCGAUCGACUCUUACUUGAGGUUUUUGAACUAACAGAAAAAAUUAAGACGUUUUAAUUAUUUUUGAAAUCUUACAAUGUGUUUACAGUAUAUGAAUCAUUAACGUUUUGCAGCAUAAAUGCUCAAAUGGGUUGUGUCAAACUAAAGUCUUGUGCACGUGGUUCUUAAACUAUCCGUUUAAGCGGAAAAAGAGUAAAUUAGUUACUUGUUGUAAGAAUCGAAAAUUGAAAUCCGAGUUGCCUCUUGCCCUUCGCCCCAAUCCCUCUGUGUUAAUAGCAAACCAUUUUGAUUAAACUCGAUUGCUAUAAUAAAGGUUCGUUUCAAGCUUCAAACUUUAGUUUUAUGUCUUAAAGUAGACAGUAAGGUAGGUUAUACUUUCGUUUUUUAAGAAAAAAAAUUAAAUAAAUUAAGGAGACACAAGCUACCCCCCAAUAAUACGACUCGGCUGGUUUCCAUGGAGGGCGACUUUACCAUGAAAGCAAAACAUUAAGACCAAUAUUAUAUUAUAUACAACAACCAAUAAAAAAACUAGCAUAUAACUAGAACAAGAAUAGCAUUGGACUAUAACAGAUAUUAAAGUGAACUGAUAUAAAGAUGUACAGUUUUUAAAACCCGGGAGAGAAAGAAGAGGAAAAUCUGGUAUUAUCAGCUGAGUUAAUAACAAGUUAUUUUACCUAAGGAUCUUAGUUAACGCUUUUUGUGGUUUAAGGUCGCUUACUUCAUAGCCCCCUAUUUUUUAGUUUAUGGAAAUAAGCAUCUUUAUUUUUAGGAAUAAAAGGUUUGAAAAUAGGGGGCUAAGUAACUGCAUGGGGUUUAAUGACAGGUUUAUCGACAGUCUUUACAAGCUAGUCGAGUUCAAGUUUCCUAACAAUUGAACGCACUUGUCAUGUGAUACCAUAAAGCAAGAUAAUGAUUCUUUAGCCUUAAUACAACUGAUUUCACUGAAAUACUGACAGUGUCAUUACUUAAUGAUAACGAUAAGUUGCAUUUUUACACCAACCAAUCUUCCUUUGUUUUCAUUCCAGUGAGAAGGGAAGAGCAACCUGACCAAGAUGCGAACAAAAACGAAACUGAAAAGGUCGCUGACAUUGCUCCUGGUUUGGGCGGGACAAAUGUUCGUUUUCCGAGUAAGUUUUUAAAUAUUUGGUCUAAGGGUUUUUUUAUUGGAGACAACUACUUUCAAAAUGGUCGAGAAACUGUUGCAAAAAAAGAUGCUUUCUUUACCCUCCUCAGGGGUGAAAAUCUUUGGAUUAUAAAAGAUUCUCACCUCUUCCACUGUUCAAAGUUGUCAAAGCAAGUUUGAAGUUGACCUUGGAAUCCUUUUGUCUGUGACAGCGGGGGAGAGGGGCUUAAAUCAUGCCAAGUGUACUGAUAAACACCAUUUUUGGUCUUGUAAGUAACAGUAUCUCAAGGCUUUUGGCAACUUGAUGGAGCUUACAAUUAACGUGAAGGAUGAGAAUUGCCUUUUUCUUCGAUUAACAAACCUGCUUCAUGCUAAAUUUGGUAAAUUGGACAAUUUUAUAUGGAAAAUGGCUGAUUUGAAACAAAUUGGUAACACUGAUGAAUCAAGGAAAACUAUGGUAUUUGAAACCUCUAUGCCGCUUAUCAGUUGAACGAAGUUUCCAGUAAAAUAAUAUGUCAUAAAAGUUUUAAUCUGUUUAGUCAAUGAUGUGAUUUGAACUCAAGCGGUAUUUCGUCUGAAAGAUUUUCUUGUUGCGAGCAUGGUGAGUUCAUGAAGAAGUGCCGCCUCUCAAUUCUUCAGUUUUAUCCGCCAUGAUUUUAAAUUUUAAAUUUGUGCAUGGACUUUUCACAUCAUUUUAACAGUCCUCAUAUAUGAUAUAUUUCAUACAUCAUUAACACUCAUUUCUUUCACGGGAACAUAUGAACCCACAAUUGACCUACACCCAACGUCAGUGGCUUCAUAGCUCAGUUAGUAGAGCAUCGCAUCGGUAUCGCGAGGUCACGGGUUCAAACCCCGUUGAAGUCCUAAAUUUUUUUUUCAGGCUUCUUUACGCAAUUCCAUAAAUUGCGUUCACUGCGACGAUCAGUUCUUGCUUUUCAUUUCAUUUCCGCAGUUCAUAUAUGAUUUACUUCAUAUAUCAUUAACAUUUCAUAUAUCAUUAACAGUCUUCAAUGCAUUGUAAGCGCGUUAUGUUCCUUUCAGUUUGUAUCUAUAGACUGGGAAUGGCAAACAGGUUUGUCAUUCGAGAUCAUCAGAUCACUGCUUCGUCUUCGUACCCGCGUGCUCAUCUACAGCCUCACAUGGGUCGACUGGAUAACCCGUGGGGUUCCUGGUGCGUAAAACGAAAACACCCAGGACCGCAUUACAUGCAGAUCGAUCUUGGUAUGUACAGAAACAUUAUAUACUAGCAGGUUUUUUCAAAAUUUUACUCGGUCAGUUGAAGCAAAAUGUCCACACUGUAAAUCAGAAAGAUCCGUUCUAGCCCUAAUAAUGAGGCCGUUUCGGUGAGUAAAAUACAGCCCAAUUAGCUAGGGCUGAUUUGGACCCAAGGGCUGAACUGGGGCCCAUAGCGGGUUGGAAUAGCCUUUUGAUGGGGCUGUUUUAGCUUAAAUUAUACUCUAAUGGCUCUGAGAGAGGCUGAAUCAGACUAUGGCCUGCAGGGCUGAAUUGGCACUUUCGGGAUCAAACAGAUAUUUUAAAUUUUCAUUGCAAUCACUCUCUUUACACCAUGUCUCAACCCGAAACAGAUUGAUAGAGUGAAGUAAACGAGGGUCUCUUAAUGCAUUUUCAAUUUCCAAUUAACCCCAGUUAACGCAAGCAUUAUUGAUCCUGUUACCCCCAAAUCAGUGUCCGAGUCCUGAGUUCGUUUAAGUCGGGAAGAAUGCAAUGCGCACCCUCAAUGCAAGCCUAGGGUUUCUUAGUUAAAUUCGGGGCGCUGUUCAGACUCCCCGUCAAUCCCUGAGUUCAUUUAGGCCAGGCAAACUGUAAUGCGAAGUAAAAUGAGUUACGUAAGGAGAAAAUGAAAUAUCUAAGCAAUAAUGCCAUGAUCUAUUUGUCCUUCUAUUUCAUGCUACACCAAAGGCAGUCGAAGCCUAUGACACACCGCCCAAAAAUGAGACAUUAUGGGUGUACGGGAUAUUGACAUAUUCUCCAACACAGCUUUGUACUGUGUAUGAACUCCUAUAGGAUUCUCCAGUGGUUCUUUUAGCUUAAUUGUCAUUAUAUUUUAAAGGUAUCACAAGACUGGUCAGCGGUGUCAUUACACAAGGUGCGCGACAUACGCCUGACUAUGUAGCUCAAUAUCGCGUCAGCUACAGUCUUGAUGGUCAGCGUUGGACUGUCUAUAAAGAGAAUGGCACAGAAAGGGUAAUACAAUUUAUUAUAUGGAGGAGAGUGUUUUACUGGGAACUAAACCACUCGUAGAUUCCAUACGCCACUUCAUCCGGGACCCGAGUGGCGUAUUUUCUGUAUGUCACCUUUGUGAGUGUCGUAUCGUUCAAUGACGUCACGAUUCCCGCCUUUUGCUUUUGUUGAAUUGGUUUCUCCAUAUAAUAAAAAGAACAUUACACGUUGGCUCGAAGAUAUGAAUUUUAUGUUCUCGUGGCAAGAACAAUAUCAAAUUCAUAUCUUCUCGCCACAGUAUAAUAUCCUCUAUAUAUGUACAUGUGUCAAUUGUGAUCAUAUUACUUUAAUGGGUGGAUUGACUCUGGACCGCCCUGAAUACUACCUCCCCAACCUUCCAGACGGAUUAUCUCAUGAAGACCUGAUGAUCAUUGAUAAACUGCCCCCUCAACAGGCUUCACAAGGUUUAGCUGAGGAGCACGGAACAAGCAAGAAGCGCGAGAGGGGGAUGAUGGGAACUAGCGUAGAACGUGAGCGUGGAAUGAUGGGAAGGAAAAGAGAGAAAGAGCUACGGAUUUUCUGCCCUCCUCAUUUUACCCCCGCUUUCCUUAAUAAUUAACUCAAAUCCCCCCUCCUCGCCAAAUGAUCACGAGUGACUGAGGAUGAGGCAGAUUGUUAAAUGUGUACUCAAAUUACGAUAACAGGGUUUCCGAAUUCUUUAUCAUAUAUUUGCGGAACUAUUGUUGACUAGUUCCGCGUGUUCAGCUUGUGGGGACGGGGCGAAGAGAUGUGAGCAGGAAAAAUAGCCAAGGAGCAGGGUAGCGAGCGAGAGCGAAGGAUCCCUCCUUUCCCUCUACUCUCCUCAACUAUCUAAACGCCUGAAACAGUCUAUAUUGAUGUUUUUUAUUUGACGGACAUCUUCACUUUCAUCAGCUUUUUCAAGGUUUCUACUAUCAGUUCACAAAUCACUUCAGUUACCGUGUGGCAGCAAGAUACAUAAGAAUUCUUCCCCAGGCUUUUCGUGGUUAUCUAUUGUGCAUGAGAGCAGAAGUAAUUGGUUGUUCAUUUAGUCAAGGUAAGGCAAUCCUAACAAAAAUUAAUGAUAACCUUUUUCAAGCUGACUAGUUUUGGCUUUUCAAACUCCACUUAAGUGGGGCGCGUCUAUUAGACAGAGGGCGUUUAUUGGAGAGGGGUGUCUAAUACAAAUUUUACAUCGCAGGGAAGGCGUUUAUUUGAGCGAGGACGUCAAUUAGACCAUUUACGGUACACCAAAGUUACUUUUUGCGUAAUUAACACUCUUAAUCUCUUUUUUUCCUGAAGCAUCCCUAAUAUCCAAGCUAGAAAGUAUUUUCUUGUAAUUUAUCAGACUGUGAUGGCUAGGGGAAUUGCUGGUUUUAACCACGUGACAGGAUAACCAUACCGGUUAACAAAACAACAAACGUUUUUUUUUUCUCGUCCCCCAUCAAGCAUUAUGGGCUCUCUAACUAAUUUUGUUUCGUUCGCCAUGUUUAGUUAAUCUGGCAUUUAACCAGACAGCCCAGCAGUCAAGCACGCAGGGGGACGCUGUAGCCUUGAAAGCCAUUGAUGGAAACUUCAAGGGUGGUAAGAGUUAUAUUCAGGAUCUAAGAAACCCUAAGUUUCAAAGUUCUUACCGAGUAUCAUAACCGCUUUUUUCUCCUCUAGAUUCCUGCUCCCUGACCCAGACUCAAGACAAGCCUUGGUGGCGCGUGGACCUGGGAUACAGCACGACGAUAAGAGAGCUCUAUAUCGCUGGCCCUCCAAAUGGCACCGAAUUAAAAGAAUUUGAGAUCAGGAUUGGUGAAAGUUUAGAAGAUAAUGGAAAUAAAAAUUCAAAAUGUGGCGAAAAGCACAGCGUAAGGCCUGGUGAGAUUAAAACCAUCAGCUGUAAUUUGACUGGACAGUACAUUUACAUCCAGGUGCCUGAGAGUGGAAAGGCUUUGUCUCUUUGCGAGUUGGUGCCCUACGGGAUGGGUAAGUGAUAUAUCAAACAAUAGACACAGUGUUUCAUCCUUUUUCAAACACUGAAAACAGAGUUAAAAAUAAGACGCACAGCGGAGUGAUUUUGACGAACUUCUAUUAUUGUUUGAAAUUUUAAUGAAGCACUAGAUCUCUCGUUUGAUAUGACGUUUCAAUCAACGUGAUUUUCAAAGAGACAUUGAGGAUGAAAAAGCAAGCGCUUUUCAUAAGAUUCCUGCAAGUAAUGGCAUUGUUUUCCUAUUGGUUUUGUUUUAUGAACUUCAACUCGAACUUGGAUUCCAAUUUGAAUAUUCAAACUCAAAAUCAAUUUUUAUCUGUGCUGGAAGUGUAGAACUUUAACUCAAACUCAAUUUCAAACUCAAAAUCUAAUAGUAUACUCACUCAAAGUCGAUCUCGAUUGCGAAUUGCAACCGUCGAAGUCAAUGUAAACAAAAUGCUGUAACACUAAGUCAUCUCGAACUCAAAGUGAAACUCAAAAUCAGUUAAGGUCGUUUUGUCUUCAGUGAACCUUAUCGGUUGGAUUUUUCUUUAAUAAUGGAUUUCCUCAAAUGACAACAAAAAAUGUGUGCUGAUAGUAAAAGUAAACGUUUUUUGCAGAUCCAAAGACGGUUAACUUCAAUCCUUACAUAGUUCUGCAAUACGUAAACUAUGUUCGAGCUCAAAAGUAUAUGCAACAGCUUCGACUACAGCAAGAAAAAUUACGAAACGCAACCUUAGAGGCCCAGAAAAAAGGUCAACAAGUCUUACAGCAAGGACAACAAGUAAGCUAAGCCCCUUAAGUUGGGUUUUGUGAUUAGCUUCAUCUAACCGAAUUAAUUGACCAUCAAAUGUCUGAAGGCAGGUUUGAAAAAUGUAGCCAUAGUUUGUAAACAUAACCUGGGAAAGAUUGGCAAAACAGCAUUGUGAAUUCCACGAUUCUACAGCAUUCCCAGCCCAACCAACUAAAAUGAGGCUUAUUAGAUCAGAUUAUAUCUCUGCCAGUACGUUUGCCGGUUUAAGUAAAGAAGUCAUUUCAUAAAUAGGUUGAGCGUAAUCGUCCGGGUGAGCGUAGUACUUAACAGGACUGUUGUUUGCAGUGAACGACGUUUGACGACCUAUGCGGUAGUAAUCUUUAGGGUCAAAGUGAGUUGUAUCAAGUCCGUUGAUGGUAAUAAACUCUGGUUAUUGACCUGAUUGCUGAAUAAUGUCGCGAUGUCAUUGGUCGUCGGUCACUUAAACCUUGAUGUUAUUGGCAAUGAAGACUCUAAAUAAAUGUGAUUGAUGCCGGCUUUUCGACCCGAUUUUUGUCACAGUCUGACGGUCGUCAGGAUAUUGUUAGUCAAAUUGUCUGUCGUUCAGUCAUUCUAUCAUUGUUAGUUUUUCUUGAGUACGUCAAUAAGUUCUUUUCGGUUUAAGGCGAUUGGUGGAGCUCAACAACAGGGACAGCAAGCCAUCAACCAAGGACAGCAGUUGGCUGGUCAGGGUCAAGCUGCCAUUGGUGGAGCCCAGCAACAGGGCCAGCAACUACUUGGGCAGGGCCAAGCCGCUCUUGGCGGAUUUCAGAGUAAGUCAUUAAGUACCACAGUCAUUACAUAGUUGAAUUCUGUUCUGACGACGAUAUAGUAUAUAACUGAACAAAUGACUUAUAAAACUCACACACGCAACUGAACAUCAACAACAACAAGAAAAAUCAAGGAAACAACGUAAAAAAAUCUCAUAUUUUGUUUGAAAAGUAAAGAAUUGCUUGACAAAAAGUAUAUUGCUUUAGGUUACCUUAUCUAUUACCCACAUUUUGCUGAACAGAGAACCGCUCGGAUUUAUUAUUAUUUUUUGCUAUGCUUUUCCCUUUAAAGAACGAAUGAAACCUUUCGAUACUAUUUUUAAUUAAUGGAAAUGUAGAUUAUGUGUGUUAAACUUCAUCUGAAAUAAAAAGUCCUUAGUGGAAGUCUCUUGUUGUAGAUCAAGGCCAGCAAGUCUGGGGACAAGCGCAAGGGGCACUUGGUAAUGUCCAAGGUCAAGGUCAGCAGGCCUUUAACCAAUUACAAAGUCAAGGUGCAGGCAUGGCAAACCAGUUUCAAAACGAGUUUAACCAGUUCCAGAAUCAGGGCGCUGGAAUGUUGAACCAGUAUCAGAAUCAAAUGAAGCAAUUGCAAGGUCAAGGAAUGGGUAUGGUAAACCAGUUCCAAGGGCAGUUUCAAAACCAGUUUAAUCAGUUACAAGGGGCAGGAAUACUUGGCCAAGCACAGAACCAAAUGAACCAGUUUCAAGGUCAGGGGAUGGCAUUGGCCAACCAGCUUCAAGGGCAAGGACAGCAACUGGCCAAUCAGUUACAGGGACAGGGAAUGGGAUUGGCCAAUCAAAUUCAAGGUCAAGGCAUGGGUGCUGUGAACCAGUUACAAGGGCAAGGUGACUAAAAAUGCUAACAUAAAAAGUGAGAUAGUGUAAAAUCCUGCACGUUUAUGUUUACUAUUGUUUUCGGCUUGCUUACGGGCCAGGGGCACGUUUCUCGAAAGUCCCGGUAACUUUUCGGGCCCGAAAUCAAAUAUUCAAAUCGAAAUAUAAAGAAUAAGAGCGCGGGUCCUGGCUAGCAAACUACUCCAUUUUGUUUCAUUAACUGACAGUUUUAUCAUGUUAGAUGCAAAACUAUUGAAACCUCGAUCUUUAAUGUAAACGGCAACUGCUUCCCGGGCCCGUUAAUUAUCAGGACUUUCGAGAAACGGGCCCCAGGGGAUUAGGGACCAAAGUUUGUCUGGCAGAACGAGUGGGAAUAGCCUCCUUAGCUUAGCAGGCGCUUGAAAGUUAUGAAACAAGAAAGAAAGGGGUGUGCGAGGGAGAUGCGCCACAUUAGUUUGCACAAGCGCCUGCUAAGCAGGCUAGACUGGGAAUAUAGCCGGAUUAUAGACCCCGUUCAUUUUUUACUUACCUCGUGUUCGAACCAAACGUUUUUAAAAAUGUACUUUUAUCAAUGGAUGCCUGUUUAUCUUUAAUUGAAUUAUAAUUAGCACUCUUUUUAACUUUUUGAUAACUGAUCGGUGUAAACCUCAGCUUGCACGUUUGCCUUAACUGAUCAACAAACCGUAUGCUAGCCAGGUGUUGUCUAGUCAUUACCGUCUUGGUCCUUUAUGCUAGCAUGACAUUAAAAUUUUAUUCCAGGUAUGAAUGCAUUUAACCAGCUCCAGGGACAAGGGCUGGGAGUGGCAAAAGACUUAACAAAAACUACAGAUGGUCUGACUGAAAAGGUAAAAACUGCAUAGCUCAUCAUGAUACACAAGUUGAUAAGCCUACUCAAAAUUUCUUACGAAAUUUUAUAAACCCAGGGGCUUAAACGGGGUUUAUAACUUGAAUUUUAUAGCAGGGAUCUUUUGUGAACCGAUGAACCAUUGGCCUUAGAGCCUCAUUUUGACCAGCAGGUCAGCUGGGGGAAUAAUUACUCUUGCUCUUUCUUCCAAAAGUGAGAAAUACUACACUUGACGAAGGUUGAAGACUUUUACAUUGGUAUCAUUACAGUGAUUAUUGUAAAGGCCGUAUAAUUUCCUUGAGAUUAACUCUCACGACUGAUAGAAUUUUUUGGUUCUCUGCACAGGCUAAAGACUUUUACAAAAAGGUAGGUUUGAGUUUUUGAUUAACAUUGAGAAUUAAUUUUAUAAAAGUAUUUGUGAUGUGUUAAAUCAACUUUCAUAUACGAUAUAUUUCUCAUUUUGACACAACUGUUUCUACAAUUAAUCUAUAGUUAAAGCCCUGGGUUACGAAGGCGGAGGACUUUUACAAUGACAAAAUCAAGGGACAUUAUUUUGACAUGGCAAAACGUAAGUGCUUUAAGAAUUUCAAAGCAUUGUACACAAUGAUUGAGUCAGCAUGUCCUAAAAGCAAUGACAAACGGAAACAACUAUUUAGUUUUAUCAGACGCUGAAUAAUUCCUACUUGCAAGGUGAAAUACUUAAUGAUUGUACAACUAUUAAAAUUCACUGUAAAUAGAGAAAGUCGUUACGUCACGUUGCCACGGUAGCGAAAUUUCUGGAUGAAAAAAACAAACUAAAAAAGUCACUUCAAAAGUAAAUUCGCACUGUUUCAAACUUCAUCAGUCUUAUUCAGUUUCAUUUAAUUUGUUAAAUGUUGGCAAAAUUCUCUGGGGCUGAAUCCGAACGGACCGUAUCUGAGUGUAGAAAAACAAAAAGAAAAUUUUUGUGCUGUGUUCACCAGGGAGCGGGUGCGUGAAAUUAGGAAGUUCCAUGUCGCAGUCGUGGAACGACGGCUAAGAAAUGUACAAAAAAGCGUGAUGGACUUAGGACGGGAUUCUGAUGCUGAAAUAUUUUGCACCAAGCAUUUUUCACGCUAACUGUAAACCAUAGUAUGCAACUCCCGGUUUUGAAUUCUUGCCGUGCUUUUGCACAAAUACUUCUGAGUUCUUUGACACUUUUUUAAAACACAGAGUGGUUCGAUCGUGGCAAAGAAUAUGGUUUGAAAGCUUUGAAAGUCUUUGAAGAAGCGGUCUUGUCUGAGUUUAAAGGACUGAUCGGUGACGUUGGAGGAGAACUUUCGUCAAUUACAAAAUACGAUACGGCCGAUAUUAAAGGCUUGUUGGUUAAUGUGGAUAAAGAGAAAAUUAAAAAGCUUGUGGAGAGAGUCAGACCCCUUAUUCCGGAAUAUUAUGACAAAGCGAAGAGUAUGGCUACAGAUAUUUUUGAACAGGGAAAAGAAGAGUUCGAUAAAAUCAGAGAGCAAGUCGAACAGGAGGUAGGAUAAAUUUUAAAAUUAUUUUACUGUUAGUAGGAGCGCAAAAAGGCCGUCGAAUCACUGAUAAGACAUUUGCGGUAGCGAUUACAUUGUACUGCUCUUCACUAUGUACGAAACUUUAUGUUGUUAGCUUGGCUUACAAUCCAGCCAAAUUCCCCAAAAAACCGUCCAAGACAACAUUUUUUGGAAAAAAAAAUCCGGAGAUAGCUGAGGGGAUUAAAACAAUAGGUUGAGAGGUUUGAUAUAAUUUUUUGUUUUACUUUUUUAGUCAUUUCGGAGUAGAAUAUAACUUAUUUCCCUUCCCCUGAAGAUUUAAGAAGGACAUUCAACCUUAAGCAUUUUGGGGUUUUUAACAUUGCAUACUAUAAACAGAUUUUUCAGAGAGAGAGCUGGCUGUGCAAUGUAUUAUAAAUAGUAUAAACAUUUUUGCAAUAGUGUUAGAAUUUGAAAAGUCUAAUUUAAUGAGAAAAAAAUGUUAACAAAGCCCGUGGCUACGUAAGGGAAGUUCGUAUGGAGAUGUGCCGCCGAGGUUUUCAAAGCGUUUCUUUCGUUACCCUGUUUGAGACAAACGAUAUUUUUUCAUGAGCCAGAUUCGUUUCGUUUUGCAAAACCUGACACCACAUGCAGACCAGCUGUGCACAGCCAAGGUGUAAACUCUGUUCAAGGGCUCUGGUAUAGAAAGACAUCCUGUUCAAGACGCUAAAUAGCGAAAUUGUACACCCUGUUUAAGAUUUGAAACCGGAAAAAACCGUUCUCUGUUCAGCGGCACAUACCCAUUUAGGCGAAAUAAGGGAGCUUCUCCCGGGAAACAAAAUUACCAUUUUUUGUUAAUAACUCUGAUGGCUUUGAGUGCGCUCUGUUUAUAGGUUGGUAAUGCCCAGAGAAUGGGCGAGGGCCUAUCACAAGAGGCCAUGGGUUUAGGAGGCGAACUUCAACAGCAAGGCAUGAGCGCAGUUGGACAAGCACAGCAAGCAGGAAUGGGUGCACUAGAAAAUGCCAGGCAAACAGGGCAAGGACUUGUCCAACAGGGGCAACAGAGUUUCAGUGAGUAACGAUUAAUUUUGCAGUUUCGUAAGAUCGCCGCCUCUGUGCUUUAAAGACAUACCCAUCGCCGUCUUCAGACCUUUCCCCCUCACAAUUUCCAAAGGAUAACCCGGGAACGAUGUUAACACGCACUACUUGCAUUUAUAUGGGUCAGCUGAAGUUAUAAAGGUCCGAAUUAUAGUACAAAGGUUCCAUCAAACACUUGACUGACGAUUAAGGUGCCAAAAUUCGGAAAAUCUAGCAAAUGCUUUGUUCAUUAAAGCAAAGUGAAUUCUUUUUCGUGCGAUCGUCCGAAUAGCAAACAAAGCACGGAACGGAAGUACAACCAUGAAAUACAUGUUAAGUACGUUUUUACAAAAGAUUUACAAUGUUCAUCAUCAUUCGCCGCUACCGGUCGGUUAUGUCUUACAUUAACGCAUAACCCUAAGCCUUGUGAAACUUUGCAGUUAACUUUUGCAGUAGUCGUCGUCCUAAAUCAUAUCAAUUACCUCUUUUUGUACUUAGGAUAAACUUUUACUUCAAGCAAACCCCAACUGCAACACGGCACUUUUGUUCAUCAUAACGUUUUAUUGAAAAUUCUCUUACUUAUCAAGUUUUAUUUGUUCUUUCUUAAAUUAACGUUUCCUUAAUCGAUAGAUCAAUUACAGCAACAAGGAAUGGGAAUAUACGGUCAAGUUCGUCAAACAGGUAUGGGCGCUUUUAACCAGAUGAGGCAGCAAGGAAUGGGAGCCUUGGGACAAGUGCAGAGUAUGGGCCAGCAAGGAUUACAGCAGGUACGUUUACAAAUGUGGCAGUCAGUUUAACGUAGGUAAAAGGUUAAGUCUUACAUGAGCCAAAGGCCCAAACGGCCAUAGGUUAUCCCGGUUUCCUUAACAUGAAGCAUGCCUAGGAGUAUUCCUACUCUCCCUGGACGGGAUGCUAGUCCAUCGCAGGGUUACCCCCAGCCGUAUGUCGCCGGGGUGAAGGGAGACAAAGUGGAGUAAGGUUCCUUGUCUAAGGAAACAACGCGACUGGCGAAAACUUGAACUCCGGACCUCCAGAUCUGCAGUUUGAAGUGCUCGAGUUCGGCCACACACGCCUUUAUUUCAACGUGCUCUACCGUAAACUUCCGCUUAUGAGCAACAGCCUCCCCAGUUACAGUCCUAUCUACCUGUUUACCAAAAAUACAUCCAAAGUCCCCCUCUAGCUUGUAUUGAAAUGAAUUUUUUUUUACCACGUUUUGAAGCUUAAAAAAGCGGCUAAAUUCAAAAAGCGUUUUGAUCAGCACUGCUAUGUCGCUUUUGUUUUGUAGCCUGUUUUGAAACGCUUUUUUAAUUAGGUUAUAAGCUCCCCCCCUUCCCCGUUUAUAAUCCUCCGACACCCUACAAAGUCGUUAAGCCUAUGGCUCAUAAGCAGAAGUUAACGGUAUUGUAGUAGAGAAGCCGGCUCUUCAUUCUGUAAUCCACCCUUUGCCAGGAUCCGAUUCACAUUAAUUGAUCGCUGGGCGAACCCCUUUCUAUAAAACCCACCAAACUAGUAUAUUUUGCCUUUUGUCAGGUUUAUAAGAAGGUGCGUGUCCGUUCCUCGAUCUGCAUAUGUAUGGAAAACCAAUAAAAGCCUUCUUAAAAAAAGGAAGCGAGAGCAGCGUACCAUUUUAACUGCUUCAUUCUGUUAGCUUCUGUUGCUGCCGUUUAACCUUAUGAAAAACCGUUUGAAUGUUAUGACACGUUAGUCUGUUGUGCAAAAAUAGCUAAACAAUUUUCUCUCCCUUUAAUUUCUCUGUUUCACUAUAGUGGACUUGGGGAACUGUAUACCGAACUUUUACCAUUUCAUAAUGUUCACUCCUGUUAAUAGUUGUUUCUUGAAAGGGAACUCCGCUUUCUGCAGUAGAGAAAAUAUCUUCAAUCUUCCAAUUUUAUAGGCUCAAAAUCUUCAAGGCCAACUAAUGCAAACAGGACAGGGUUUGUAUGGUCAAGCACAGAACAUGGGACAGGGGCUUCAAGGGCAACUCAUGCAGGCAGGGCAAGGUUUAUACGGGCAGGCCCAGAGCAUGGGAUCUGGUCUACAAAACCAACUACUGCAGACUGGGCAGGGGCUGUAUGGUCAGGCACGGAGCAUGGGUCAGAGUGCCUUCCAACAAGGAAGGUCGCUCGGGAGUCAGCUGCAGCAACAGGGGCAAAACGCUUUCCAACAAGGAGCAGGAAUGGCUCAAGGUUUUCAAGGUCAGAGUUGAAUAUAAAACACCAUAAUCCACAAUAUUCUUUCUGCAUCGCAUGUCACUUAAAUUAAAACAAGCUGUAUAGAUGACUGGUAUCAACCCCUUUGUCAAGUUUUAAAGCAACAUGUACGAAUAGUUUUAAUACUGAGGUGAUUUGAGACGAGCUAUGAGAAGAAUGCGACAAAGAUCGACAUUGCAAAACUAUGUAUGGUGGAUAGUGGUCAGUUCACAGUUGUUUUUACUGAGCUUUUUAGCGCAGACGAGCAGGGAGGUCGUCACUGUAAUAUCGAGUGAUCGUCUUUCUAAGUAUUUAAUCAGAUUUAUGAUUUAUAUCUCAGGCUACCUUUCUGCAAUGUCGCAUACACUUUUAAGCCUUCAUAAUCUUUUCCUUUUAUGACGGAUUUUGUACGAGGACAAAAAGUUGAGGCAGUCAAAGUCAAUUAAGGCUCUAAUGUAAAUUUCCAACUUUUUGCAGGGAUGGGUCAAAACUAUCUUAGGCAAGCAAUAAAUAUGGGUAACGCCUAUCAGCAGCAAGGUAUGAAUCUAAUUAAUCAAGGGAGACAAAUGUCGCAGCAAAUGGCUGGCCAGGUACCAAGCCCCCAGCAACAAUGGCAGCAGCUCUUAAGCAUGGGACAGAAUCUUCAGCAGCAAGGCGCACAGCUGCGGAGUCAGGGGGAGGCAAUCAAGAAACAAGGAGAGGAGGCAGCUGGUGGUGGAGCUGUCUAG
This is a messenger RNA of Porites evermanni, 14261 nucleotides long. The record is from the annotation of a GenBank genome assembly. Lineage: Eukaryota; Metazoa; Cnidaria; Anthozoa; Scleractinia; Poritidae.